AUGGAUGAGGGAGGAGUGAUGGAAUCAUGUAAGAAUUUUGGUGGAGGACAUAAAAUUAGAGGCUUUCGGAGAACUUCCCUAAAGAUUGCCAAAAAAGAAAACCGAGAUUGGUCCGGCUUUGGCACUUAUGCGGAUGACCUGCAUAGUGAUGGUCUACAUCUUAUUCUAAUUUUUGAUCCUGCUAUUCAAGCAGAUUAUGCGAGUUUUCAGAGAGGGAUAGAAAAGAAUGUGUCUUUUAUCGAAUGGGCUAAGCAGUCGCAGGUUCCAAAGAGCAUUCAAGAACAGUACCCUAUGGCUGCAAAAACUAUGAUCAUGCUUGGUAAUGUGUGGCCUGAUAGAAAUACAGCCUUUCCCGACUUUCUUGACCCCACGAACAAGACACUGCAGUGGUGGACCUCUGAAUGCCAAAUGUAUCAUGAUGUGGUUCCUUUCGAUGGAAUGUGGAUUGAUAUGAAUGAACCAUCCAACUUCGAUACAGACACGUAUCAAGAAAAUUAUUUAAGGACUGAUGGCAUAAAACCCCACCUUUCCUGUCCCAUAUCGGGAUCAGAUUCCGUGUUUGACAAUCCGCCCUAUAAGACUUAUGCACUUUGCUCGAAAACCCUCUGCAUGUUGGCAAAAACUGGUCGAAGAACUAUGAACUUUUACGACACGAAGAAUCUCUACGGCUUGUCGGAAGCAAUAGCGACUAGUCAGGCGCUACCGGCGACUACUGGAAAAAGAGGAGCGGUCAUUUCAAGGUCGACAUUCCCCUCGUCUGGUCACUAUGGCGGAGCUUGGUUAGGCGAUAAUACAGCGACAUGGAGUGAUCUUCAGACUUCUAUAUAUUCAGGAGCGAUGGAGUUUAAUUGGUUUGGAAUACCAUAUGUUGGAUCGGACAUAUGCGGUUUUAAUGGAAAUACCACGGAGGAAUUGUGUUUGAGAUGGCACCAAAUGGGCGCAUUUCAUUCAUUUUGUCGCGAUCAUAACACACAUGAUGGUAAUCCUCAAGACCCAGCUGUAUGGCCUUCUGUGGCUAAAGCUGCAAGGAUUGCGCUUGAAUUUCGAUACAAGUACCUACCCUAUCUCUACAGUUUACACUAUGCUGCAGCAGCUUAUGGUCAUACGGUCGUGCGACCGCUAUUUUUUGAAUUUCCCUUUGAUAAAGAAGCAAUGAAUGUGGACCAUCAGUUCAUUUGGGGUUCUGCAUUAAUGAUCGCCCCCGCUGUAGAGCAGGGAGUGACAUCCGUACGUGCAUACUUCCCUGACGCCACGUGGUACUCUUUAGUUACUGAAACCUAUGCAGCUUAUAUGGAUGUAGGUUACGUAGACGUUGAGGCUCGGCUUGAUUCGUUGACGCCCAUUUAUGUGCGAGGUAUGAAAUAUUAAUA
Messenger RNA from Strongylus vulgaris, 1370 nucleotides. The record is from the annotation of a GenBank genome assembly. NCBI's taxonomy places the organism in Eukaryota, Metazoa, Nematoda, Chromadorea, Rhabditida, Strongylidae.